Messenger RNA from Serinus canaria (Common canary), 3936 nucleotides. Its product is annotated as protein Wiz-like. Lineage: Eukaryota; Metazoa; Chordata; Aves; Passeriformes; Fringillidae. The record is from RefSeq and is a predicted model, not a curated record. Gene Ontology annotation, cellular component: nucleus. The coding region runs from base 1321 to 3936 and encodes 871 amino acids. The transcript is spliced from 4 exons. Gene Ontology annotation, biological process: regulation of transcription by RNA polymerase II. Gene Ontology annotation, molecular function: RNA polymerase II cis-regulatory region sequence-specific DNA binding; DNA-binding transcription factor activity, RNA polymerase II-specific.
CUUUAUUUCACUGGAAUUGGGUUAAUUCCCACUUUUUGGGGCAGGAAAAGUGGAUUUGGGGAUCUUUAUUUCUCUGGAAUUGUUUUAAUUCUCUCAUUUUGGGAUCUUUAUUUCACUGGAAUUGGGUCAAUUCCCACUUUUUGGGGCAGGAAAAGUGGAUUUUGGGAUCUUUAUUUCCCUGGAAUUGGGUUCAUUGCCACGUUUUGGGGCAGGAAAAGGGGAUUUUGGCAUAUUUAUUUCACUGGUAUUGGGUCAAUUCCCACUUUUUGGGGCAGGAAAAGUGGAUUUGGGGGGUCUUUAUUCACUGGAAUUGUUUUAAUUCUCACCUUUUGGGAUCUUGAUUUCCCUGGAAUUGUUUUAAUUCUCACCUUUUGGGAUCUUUUGUGUGUCUGGAAUUGUUUUAAUUCUCACCUUUUGGGAUCUUGAUUUCUCUGGAAUUGUUUUAAUUGUCACCUUUUGGGAUCCUUUGCCCAUUUUGUGCCCAUUUUCCCUCACUGAGGUGACAUUUGCUGCCCCAAACUCUCCCUCUUUGCCCAUUUUGUGCCCGUUUUCCCUCAGUGGAGUCAGGGAGGAGGACAGGUGACACUUGGUGAGGUUUGGCACCCUAAACUCUCCCUCUUUGCCCAUUUUGUGCCCGUUUUCCCUCAGUGGAGUGGUGAGGGGAAGGAGAAGUGACAUUUGGUCACUUUUGGUGACAUCUGGUGCUCCAAACUCUUUUCCUUUGCCCAUUUUGUGCCCAUUUUCCCUCAGUGGGCAGGAUAGGUGACACUUGGUGACUUUGGGCACCCCAGCCCCUUUUCCUUUGCCCAUUUUGUGCCCAUUUUCCCUCAGUAGGGAGCAGAUUUGACACCUGGUGAGGUUUGGCUCCCCAGCCCCUUCCCCUUUGCCCAUUUUGUGCCCAUUUUCCCUCAGUGGGGUGGCAGUGAGGAGGACAGGUGACAUUUGGUGACUUUGGGCACCCCAACCCCUCCCCCUUUGCCCAUUUUGUGCCCAUUUUCCCUCAAUGAGAGGACAGGUGACACUUGGUGACCUUUGGCACCCCAGCCCCUUUUCCUUUGCCCAUUUUGUGCCCCUUUUCCCUCAGUGAGGAGCAGAUUUGACACUUGGUGACUUUGGGCACCCCAACCCCUCCCUCUUUGCCCAUUUUGUGCCCGUUUUCCCUCAGUGAGGAGCAGAUUUGACACUUGGUGACCUCUGGCACCCCAACCCCUCCCUCUUUGCCCAUUUUGUGCCCAUUUUCCCCGCAGGUCGUGCCGGCAGUCCCCGCAGUGCCGCCGCCGCCUCCUGGUGCGCGCGGCGCCGCCAUCCCGGCCCCGCGGCAUGGAGGAGAGCGCGCCGCCCUUCCCGCAGCGCCCCGGCGACGGCGGCCGAGCCCUCCUGAUGCCCCCCGAGCCCGGCCCCGAGCCCGGCCCCGAGCCCGCCUUCCUCCAGGACGCCAAAGCCGCCGCCCAGAGCGCGGCGCCGCCCGGCACCCGGCUGCAGGAGGAGGAGGAGGAGGAGGAGGAGGAGGAGGAGACCUUCUAUGGCGGCGCCGAGGAGGAGCCGGCGGCCGCGGGGCCCGAGCUGAGGGAGGAGCCCUCGGACUUCUUCUCCUCGCUGGCCCGGCACGAGCCCGACGUGGCCCUGGAAGCGCACGACGAGGCCGAUGAGCCCGACCCCGCCCUCUCCGGAGCCGUCCCGGCCGCGGCUCACAGGACACAGCUCGGCCCCGCGCCCGAGGAGCAGCCGGCGUUCCCGCGGGCGCUGUUCCGGCCGCUGGCCGUGGCCGUGUCCUGGGGCGCGCGCCCGGCCGAAGGCACCGACCAAAGCACUUUAGAGCCGCGGCCCGGCCCCGGCGACUCGCCGGUCAGCGCCGGCCACCGGGCCACCGAGCCCCCGGACGGCCGCCGGGCCGAGGCGCCGUCCCCCGAGGAGCAGCACCCCCAGAAGGAACCAAAGCAGCCGGAAGGGCUCGGCGCCGAGCGCGGCCGCGGGGGCGUCCGGCGGCCGGAGUGGAUCUCCAGGAGCCCCAGCCCGUCCUUCCCGGAGCCGCGGCCGGCGCCGGACGGAGCGACCGGCUCGGCCUUCGGCCGGGAAGCGGCGCCGGCGUCGCGCAGAGCCAAAGCCAAAGCCUCGGAGAGCUGCCGGCGGAAAGCGGCGCCGGCCGAGCCGGAGCCGGCCGAGCCGGGCCCCGCGGCCGAGUGGACGCUGCCCGAGCCGGACGCGGUGGGCAAGCAGUCGUGGACGGUGAACGCCGAGGACUCGGUGGAGCGGCUGCUGCCGGAGGCGGCCGAGGUGCGGCCGUACGUGUGCGGGGUGCUGCUGGAGGAGCCCCCCAAGGACGAGGAGCUGGAGCAGGACGAGGAGAACCCCAGCGUGUUCACCUGCAUCGAGUGCAGCAUCUACUUCCGCCGCAAGGAGCACCUGCUGGAGCACAUGCUGCAGCACAACCGCGGCGCCGAGCGCGGCGCCGACGCGCCCGCCGGCCGCUGCCGCUUCUGCUGCGGCGAGUGCGGCUGGGCCUUCGCCGAGCCGGCGGCGCUGGAGCGGCACAAGAGGCUCCACCAGGAGUCCCGCGAGAAGAUCAUCGAGGAGAUCCAGAAGCUGAACGAGUUCCCGGACGAGGGGCGCGAGGCCCGGCUGCAGUGCCCCAAAUGCGUUUUCGGCACCAACUCCUCCAAGAUCUUCGUGCAGCACGCCAAGAUGCACGUCAAGGAGAGGAAGGAGAACGCCUCCAGGAGCUCCGGCCUCUUCGGAGAGCUCCGCGACGGCGCCGGGCACGGCCUCUACAAACCCUUCCGAGCCGACGAGCUGCCGACGGCGGCGCCGCCGCCCGGCAAAGCGCCGAGCGCCUGCGUCCUCUGCGGCUUCCCGGCGCCCAACGAGCACAUCCUCAAGGAGCACCUGAGAUACGCCCACUCCCACUUCUCCUGGCAGGCCGAGAGCUUCGAGGACGAUCCCAACCAGCCCGGCACCAGCCGCGACUCCUACAGCCCCGCCCGGCCCGCCCGCUUCGCCGACGCCGAGAGAAACUUCCCGGAGCGGCUCUUCCCGCCGCCGUGCCGGGAAGGUUCCUCCUCCCUCUACGACCUCACCCCGCCCGCCUUCGCCUUGGGCCAGCCCAGGUUGGACAAGAGCGACCAAGGGGCCACCAAGAAGGAGCUUCAGGGCUUCCACCACGCCAGGAAGGCGGCGCCGUACUCCCACCAAAGUCUGGCGUUGGCCGGGUUCUCCUCGUCCAAAGGAUUCUCGCACUCGGCGCUGCAGCAGCUGAGGAAGAGAGCGGCCACCCAGCAGCUGGAGGGCGACGGGGACAACCUCCGCGGCCACCACGCGGGGCCGGAGGAGCCGCGGCACAGGUGGGCGCCGGAGGAGAUGGACCCUGGUGACGGCCGGGCCGCCGCCGGCGCCGUCACCGUCACCGUCCCUCGGGCCGCGCUGGAGCUCAAGAGGACCUUCGGGGCCACCCUGAGGGCCACGGACCCGGCGGUGGCCUCGGAGGAGCAGCGGCAGCAGCUGAGGAUGACGGUGCCCGUGGUGGUCCUGGAGGAGAUGAGCGCCCACCCCAGGGCCGCCAAGAGGCCGCGGGGGAAGCCCCUCAAGAAGAAGCUUUUCCCACCACGGGAGUUCCUGCUGGAGGAACCCCUUCCCCUGGACGUUCUCCUGCUGGACGCUCCCCUGGAGGGUCCCCUGGAGCUCGAGGAGCUGCUGGACUCGGAGGCCACCAUGCUGAAGAACGAGGAGAGGAAAUGUCCCUACUGCCCCGACCGCUUCCACAACGGCAUCGGCCUGGCCAACCACGUGCGCGGCCACCUCAACCGCGUCGGCGUCAGCUACAACGUGCGGCACUUCAUCUCGGCCGAGGAGGUCAAGGCCAUCGAGCAGAAGUUCUCCUUCCAGAAGAAGAAGAAAAAAGUGGCCAACUUCGACCCGGGCACCUUCAGCCUGAUGGGCUGA